UCGUUGAGUAUUAAAAGUUGAUAAGAGCAAAAUAACACAUUAUAGAAUGCUUGGAAAUUCGUAUACACAAUUACAAUUCUUUAAACGUUUUAUUGUCUAAAUAAUACAUACUGAAAGAAUAAAACUUUUACGUUCAACUAAGCAUCGAUCAUCAUACGUUAUUUAAUUAUUUAGAGUUAAUGUCUAUACGAAUUUAAUUUAACUAUCGGAUUUCACGACAUAAUAAAUAAAUACUCUGUCGAAACCAAAUUUAUCAUCAGUACUGUAUUGUGCUGUAUCCAUCUGUCUAUGAAUAAGGAUCAACAGCAGUUAGCAGCUGGUAGCCGCAAUAAUGUCUGUAGUGGAUAAAAUUAAGCACUAUCAGCGAAAUAUUGAAAAAUGUGAUGACAAUGAGGAUAGAAUACUACAUUGCAUUUCAAAGUUAUCUAAUUUGCCAGUGACGGUGCAACAUUUACAAGAAACUGGUGUAGGACGUACAGUAAAUGCUUUAAGAAAGUACGAAGGUGGAAUCGGAGAUGCUGCUAAGGCGCUUGUUGCAAAAUGGAAAACAAUGGUUGCUAAUGAAGAAAGCAGCGAAGGUGAAGAUGAAGAUGAAGCAUGUGUCCCUGAUGUACCUGAAAGUUACAAUGAUAAUCGAGAAUCUCCCAAAUCUGAAGAAAGUGCAGUGAGACACAAAAGUGAAGGUAGUGGAAAAUAUAUGCAUAGGCAUAAGACAGAAAAAGCUGAAGUAUCACAUACAUCACACAAUAGUAAACAUUCUUCUAAGCAUGAAUCAAAAGUAAAAUCUGUGGAAUCACAAUCGAAAAGUAAUUGUGAUACCAAAAUUUUAGAUAAUGAUUUAGAAAAACAGAAGAAGUAUGAUAAACAUAAACAUAUUCAUAAACAUGAAUCAAGAAGUGAUAAAAGAUCUUCAAAAGAUAAUAAAAGUGCCUCUAAAAAUGAUGAUACGCAUGUUUCUAAAUCACACAGUCAUAACAAAUCUGAUAACUUAGAAAAAUAUUCCAAUAGGUCUUCCUGUAACAGUAGUUUAUCUAAAAACAGUGAAGAAAAUCAUAAAAAACGUAAAAAUGAUGAUUCAAAUACUUCAAGGAAAGAAAGUAAACGAAGAAAAAAUUCAGAAAGUGAGAACGAAGAAAGCAAAUUUGAUAUAUCUUCUAAUUCUGAGAAGCAUAAUGUUAAUUCUGCACUAGGCAUAAUUAAAAUAAAAGAAGAACCCAAGGAUAAAGAAGUAUUAAACAAGCAUGAAAUUAAGCCUGAAAUUAAGCAUGAAAAGAAAGACUCGCAGGAGAAAGUAAAAGGAAGUUCUAGUAAACACAGAACUGAUUCCUCUAGCAGCAAGUUAAAAGAAAGUGGAGACAAAUAUAAAUAUAAAAGCGAAACACACACAUCAUCUAGUAAAGAUGAAACUAAAAAAGUUGAUAGUCAUUAUUCUAAUAAAGAUUCUUCAGAAUCGAAGUAUAGUAACAGUUCCUCUCAUGACAAACAUUGUGAUAAAAAUAAAGAUAGAAGCAAGAAAAAGGAACACAAAGAAGGAAAAAGUAAACAUGACAGUAAAAGUAGUAAAGAAUCAAAGCAUUCUAAACAGGGAUCAAAGGAACCAAAGGAAUUAGUGAAAAUAAAACAAGAGAUGAAUGGUGAUGAAGGAAUAGAUUGCCACUCUGGAGCUAGUUUUGCAGAAGCGCUUGGCAUGUGCACAAUGGCUCAACUAUCUAAAAAACGUAGUAAUAAUUCCCCAAGUUCAAGUUCAGCAAAAAUAAUCAAACCAGAACAGUCAGUCACAAAUAACAAAAAAACAACAAAAACUGAACCAGCAACCGAAACUUUACAACCACCAUCUCUUCUAUCAUCAUCUGUAAAAUUAGAACCUUUGAAUGUAGAUUUAGCAUCUACACUACCUGAAAUUAGUCCCAAUUACAAACCACUGCCAUAUGUCAACCCUAUUCAUCGUAAAGAAGAAGAUAAAGCUCUUACAGAUGUGAUGUAUGUUAAAAACCAAAGGACAAAAGUAUAUUCGGGAAAUAAGUCUGGUUACACCACUGUACCAACUCUGUUUGAGUUGUGCACAAGAAUAUUAAUGGACAAUAUCGAUGCACUUGAAUUUACGGGUGGUGUACCUUUUGAUAUACUAAAACCAAUUUUGGAACGUGCAACAUCAGAUCAAUUAUUUAUGUUGGAACACUACAAUCCUUAUUUAAUUGAAGAUACAGACGUAUUGUGGCAAUUUCAUUGUAAUCGUGAAUUUAGAAACAAACAAAGAGAAGAAAUGGAAACAUGGCGUGAAAUGUACAUGCGUUGCCUAGAUGAACGAGAAGCAAAGUUGAAAGCACUUACAGCUAAUAUAAAGCAAUCAAUAGACAAAUCUGUUCCAGUAAGGUCUACCAAACUAGCAUAUGUAGAUAACGUUGUCAAACCUCCAAGAAACAUUCUUAAAAAGCAGGCCAAGUAUGGCACUGCGAAUUGUGUACCUAGUACUGCAUCUACUUUAAAGAAAAAAUUAAUUAGUGGCGGAGGAAAUCCCGCGGAUGCAACAAACAUUGCUGUUCCACCACCACCUAUGUCUCGUGCUAAGUCAUCAUCUGGUGUUGUAAAGAAAACUAAAGCACCAUUGAUGGCGAAAGCGUUGCAAUUAAUAAAAGGACGUUAUAAACGGUAGUUCAUAUAACGAAAUAUGUUUGUUUGGAGUUCACAUGCUGCUUCAGAUGUUUAAAGAUGCUAAAUAGAUCAAAAUAACUGCUUAGUGCUUUCAUAUCUACUGUAAACAUAAUCAGUUUUAUCAAUUGUACAGUAGAAGAGCACAAGUAUUUGAGUUUUGAACAAUAUAUAUAGAAAUCGGAAAAUUUUUUUACAAGGUGAAAAGAAUUGUACCAAACUUCGGACAAAAUUAAUUAUCGUAAAGUCGGUAAUUAAUGUGUCAUUAAGGACACCUAUAUAUACUAGUAAUUGAAGUUUACAUAUAUACAAUUCCAGAUCAAAAUAUUUCACACAGUCAUUGAAUUUAUUUUUAUUUGCUGUGUGUUUCAUUUUACAACUGACAUGAUUAUACUGCUUGAUAAUGACCAUCCGUAUAUUGUAUAACGUAGAAAUACUACGUACCUAAUUAAUGUAUCCCAUUUGUUGCUGUGAUUCAUUGAUUUCCUUUAGAUUACAUUGUAAAUAAUUUUUGUGAGAAAAACUAGGGCGGUAUAUAAACAGAACAAAUAAAUACAUAUACUAGAAACUGAAUAAAAUUAUAAAAAUUGCUAAUAUUAAGAAUGUAAUACACUCUUUACAUUCUUUGAGAGUCACGAUUAAAAAUAUAAUUAAAAAUAUUUCGAAUGAUUGGCGUCAUAGAUCCGUGUAAAGUUAUUUAUAAACAGUUAAUGAAAUAUCCUGUGUAUUGAAAGAUACUUACAUUAUCAUAAAAAAAUUAAUUAGAAUUAAUGAUACUUGGAAAUUUGUAACACUGAAUUAUUUUAAUAAUUAAAAGUACACAGUAAAUUUUAAGAAGUUGAAAAAAAAAUUAAACAAAAAUGUGCGUAAUAAGUUACAGAGUUCUAAAUCACUGGGAUGGUUGAAAUGUAAUUUAUUCGAUAUAUAGGAAUAUGCUAUAGAUAAUUCAAUGUAUCGUAUAUUAAUAUUUUUGUACAUUCUUUUCGAUGAAUUGUCAAUAGCUAAACAUUCUAUAAAAAUAGGAUUAUUUUGUUCAACGCGUGAUGUUUAUAUGGAUAUGUAGAAUUCAUUAAUUCAUUAAUCUGAAACAUUGAUUUUUGUAUACUUCAUGCUGUAUAUGUUGUUAUUUUUAUUCGUUUAAAUGAAUAUGCAGUUCAAAGUUUAAAAAAUUUUAUUAAUUUUCAAUGCAUUUUCGGUAUACAAUAAUCAGAUUAAAAAAUUAUGAUUCUAUUAAAGAAAACGAUAAAAAUUAAUAAUGAAUUAUGUUUAAAACUAUCUUUGUAAUAGUAUACAUCAAUGACACGUUACAGAAGUAAUAAUUUUCUAAAGUUUAUAGUCGCAUUUUAUUCGUUUUAUAGUAAUACAAAUGUAUGUUCGAAACUUUUAAUUAUGUUUUAUACGUAAAUUGAUUUUUUCCAGUCUUUAAUACAAAUUGCAUUUGGAUAAAUCUUUUUUUGUGCAAAAUACCUAAAGUAACAUUAAUAAAAUGUCACAAAUUGUAUUAUACAUAUUUAUUGAAAUCAAUAAAAUGAUAUUUCAAAGCAAAUAUUUUACGUUUGUUAUAACCAGGAGAAAAGAAGUUGAAAGUGAACAUUUAGUUAAUUUAAGAUCAUUAUUGUUACAUUUGAAUUUCUUACAUUACGUUUUACUUGACUGUUGAAGUUCAAUGUUUAAUCCUGAAAUUAUAUGUUUAACCUCAUAAAGACUAAAUGGAAAUGAUGUACAUGAUCAAUUCUGUAUACAAUCACGUUCAAGUAUACUUUUCUUAGAGCAUAUCAAUUUAGAUCCCCUGUAAAAUAUUUUAAUUUUGUAUGUAAAUGUGUUUCUAAGAAUUAACAGAUUGCGAAAGUGGAAAACUCUUACAUUUGUGUAAAAGUAUUUAAAUAUUAUGUGUUUGUAACAGCUUAUAACGAUUCUUGUACCUGCCUUGUUUUCAUAAUCAUGAUUUUAUGCUAAUAUACACUGCGCAAUGUACAGUGAUGUUCAUAAAUGAAGUACUUUAUAUUUUAUUAUUACGUUCAAUAAUUUGUCAUCCAUCUGGCAUUUAUGAGAAGAAUUGAACAUUGCUUAUUUUAUGAACUUCUUGUACUUAUUUAUGUAAAAUGAAAAUUGGAGGAUGAAAAUUGGAAAUAUUCGUUGAACGAUAUUAUCAAGUAAAAUGUUUGCAGUGUAAAUAUAAAUAUGUGCUCAGGAUGUACAUUAUACCGCAUAUAAUUACGAUUAUUUAAUAUUAAUUUGAUUAUGAUUAGAAAUUUGAUUAACAAGUCCUUAAAAUUUAUAUUAUUUUUGAUAAAUUUUCAUUCUUCAAGCUGUCAAAUUAAAUUUUUAUACAUUAGAAUACAGAUUCGAAUGACAGGGAAAAAACCAGUUCAGUUCUAAUAAAUGUUGAUACACAUAUUUGCAUUGUUCAUCAACUUGAUGUUAGAAAGUUUAAUAUGACAUUGUUAGAACGUAUAAGUUGCAGUUAUAAGUUGGUUAAAUUUGAGGAAGAUUUUUGUUGCAAUCAAUGUAUAGCAAUUUGAAAUAUAGUAUUUUCAUAUGAUAAAAUAAUAAAAAUUU
This is a messenger RNA of Megachile rotundata (alfalfa leafcutting bee), 5208 nucleotides long. It is a transcript of the gene EloA, whose product is annotated as transcription elongation factor elongin A. Gene Ontology annotation, biological process: transcription elongation by RNA polymerase II. The record is from RefSeq and is a predicted model, not a curated record. Lineage: Eukaryota; Metazoa; Arthropoda; Insecta; Hymenoptera; Megachilidae. Gene Ontology annotation, cellular component: nucleus; elongin complex.